AUGGAGACACAAAUCACGCAGGAGGAAACGGAAGAACAGAACGUCCUGAGUGAACUGAACAACGAAGAAGACCAACUAGAGAAGGAAGGAGAAGAAGAAAAAAAAAAAAAAAAAACUGUACGAACUGAACGAACUACAUCACUUGUCUACAUAAAAAUAAAAAAUUCAGUCAUGCCAAAUGAGCUAAAACGUUGUGAACAGCAUAUCAACAUGGAGAAGCUAAACUUAAACAGUUACAACAUCGAAAGGGAACAGUUGGACGAAGAAAAAAAUUUAAACGAAUGGGCCAACACAUUGAAAAAACAUCAAAUCGUAUUGGAAAAUUUACAUAACGCGCUUAUCAAUGUGGAGUUAAUGAAUAAAUACAAAGAGGUGAUGUGGAGUGAGCACAUGAAAAUAUUCACGCACAUUGAUAUUAAUCUACAGAAUAGCAUAAAGCUGCUAAAGGAUCAGAUCGAUAACAUAAACAAGCAGAGGAAACUGCACCAGCUCAGUUACGUGAAUGACUUGUCCGCAUUGCAAAAUGAGAGGAGCGAGUACAAGCGUAAGAACGAUAUUGUUCUGGAGGAGAUUAAGAAGCUUCUCUCAGAGAACCUGCGCCUUCGUUAUCGGCGGAAUGUUGCAUGA
Messenger RNA from Plasmodium cynomolgi strain B, 627 nucleotides. RefSeq lists its product as hypothetical. The transcript is spliced from 2 exons. Gene Ontology annotation, cellular component: catalytic step 2 spliceosome; Prp19 complex; precatalytic spliceosome. Bases 1 to 627 code for a protein of 208 amino acids. The record is from RefSeq and is a predicted model, not a curated record. Lineage: Eukaryota; Apicomplexa; Aconoidasida; Haemosporida; Plasmodiidae. Gene Ontology annotation, biological process: mRNA processing.